CAUUCAGGUGAUAUUUCUGAACGCAGUCAUAUGCGUUCAUGAACGCAUAUGGUUGUCUUUGUCUAUCAUCGCGAAGAUUUAUUUUCCAGCGAGUAGUCAUUAUUGUAUGUGUAGCCCAUGGACGGCAAUAUCAACAUGUCGCUCGACACGUCUCGGCGAUCUCGCAAGUCUACAACUGAGGUGACCACCGAGCACGUGGCAGAGGCCAAGUGCCCCGUGUGUCCGCGCAACAUGCAAGCAGCGACGCAAGAAAAAGUUGGUCCGUCGCCAAGCAAACCCUCGAAAGUACUCAGAACGUCGGCAACGCCACCGCCACCGCCACCGCCACCGCCAGCGUCACCGUCACCUCCACCGUCACCGUCGCCGUCACCUCCACCGCCACCGCCACCGCCACGAGGCGCAAGAGGAGGAAGAGGAGGAAGAGGAGGAAGAGGAGGAAGAGGAGGAAGAGGAGGAAGAGGAGGAAUGACACGAAAGCAAAUCAACGCAGCUGUUAGGAGGGAAAUGCAAAAGGAAAGGAAAAAAAGCGUACGCUGUUGGAACGUACGGACAACAUGGUUCUGCGUACGUUUCAUCAGCGUACGCUUCCACAGGAUACGCCGCAGCACCACCGCCGCCUCCACUGUCAUAUCCGCUGCCUCCACCGUCGUACCUACCACCGCCGCCUCCACCGUCGUAUCCGCCGCCUCCAGUGUCGUAUCCGCCUCCAAUGUAUCCGUAUUAUUAUCGCGGUUAUUAUUAAAAGAGAUGUAAUUUUUUUAUAAAUAAAAAUUUUUAAUUGAA
This is a messenger RNA of Monomorium pharaonis (pharaoh ant), 783 nucleotides long. RefSeq names its product actin cytoskeleton-regulatory complex protein pan1-like. The record is from RefSeq and is a predicted model, not a curated record. The transcript is spliced from 3 exons. Lineage: Eukaryota; Metazoa; Arthropoda; Insecta; Hymenoptera; Formicidae. Bases 118 to 753 code for a protein of 211 amino acids.